GGGGUUGGCAGCGGCUAGGGUGUCAGCUCCUCAUCGACAGGGUCUCUGAUCGGCCUCGGUCCUGGGGGCCUCCUGCCGCCUCCCGUCCGUGCCAGGGGCCGCCCCACCGCGAGGCGAUGGCGGCCGUGGACCUGGAGGCGUACAAAGACCUUGACCGGGCCAUCGAGCAGCUGCUGCAAUGCAAGCCGCUGGGCGAGGGGGAAGUCAAGGAGCUCUGCGUCAAGGCCCAGAACGUGUUCGUGAAUGAGAACAACGUGCAGCCCGUGGCGGCGCCCGUCACGGUGUGCGGAGACAUCCACGGCCAGUUCCAAGACCUGCUGGAGCUGUUUAGGAUUGGAGGAAACUGCCCAGACUCAAACUAUCUGUUCAUGGGAGACUAUGUGGAUAGAGGCUACCACUCAGUGGAGACGGUGACGCUGCUGGUGGCUCUCAAAGUGCGCUACCCGCAGCGAAUAACCAUCCUGCGCGGCAACCACGAGAGCCGGCAAAUCACGCAAGUGUACGGCUUCUACGACGAGUGCCUGCGCAAGUACGGCAACGCCAACGUGUGGAAGUACUUCACAGACCUCUUUGACUACCUGCCCCUCACCGCGCACAUCGAGAACCAGAUCUUCUGCUUGCACGGCGGCCUGUCGCCCACGCUAGACACGCUAGACCACAUCCGCGCGCUGGAUCGCGUGCAGGAGGUGCCGCACGAGGGCCCUAUGUGCGACCUGCUGUGGUCCGACCCAGACGACCGCUGCGGCUGGGGCAUCUCGCCGCGCGGCGCAGGCUACACCUUUGGCCAGGACAUCAGCGAGCAGUUCAACCACACCAACGGGCUCACGCUUGUCUCGCGCGCGCACCAGCUGGUCAUGGAAGGCUACAACUGGUGCCACGAGCAGAACGUUGUGACCAUCUUCAGUGCGCCAAACUACUGCUACAGGUGCGGCAACAUGGCGGCUAUCAUGGAGGUGGAUGAACACAUGAACAAGUCCUUCUCGCAGUUCGACCCAGCGCCGCGCAGAGGGGAGCCGGAGGUGACACGCCGCACCCCAGACUACUUCCUCUGAGGGCGCCAGCGGCGCCCGCCGCCGCCUAGCAGCAGGAGCAGCAGCAGCUGCGGCAGCAGCAGCCAAUUUGUCGCUGGGGAAGCAGUGCCAGCGCCAGCGCCAGCACCAGAAGCCCAUUGUGUGCACAGCAGCAGUGGGCUGUGGCGCAGGUGCCAGCGGGACACAGGCGGCCAGUGGCGGGAAGCAAAAGGCCCCCCCGGCCCGGGGCGCCCUCCGCCUCCGCCCCGCAUUUUUCUCGUCACCCAUCCAGCACCUCCUGUUGUUGGUGUUUCCGGCAUUGCACUCACUCACACCCACCCCGCAUCCCUAAUCCCUUCUUUUGCUACAUAGCGCAGCACACAGCGCCCUCUUCCUUUGCUCCUCUGUUUGUGACUGCCUCUCCAGCUCAAAUGCACAGCUGAUGUGAACUUGCGCACGCCACCACACUGUAUGCAACUAACACAGC
Molecule: messenger RNA, 1497 nt
Organism: Chlorella variabilis
Lineage: Eukaryota; Viridiplantae; Chlorophyta; Trebouxiophyceae; Chlorellales; Chlorellaceae
Product: protein phosphatase 2A catalytic subunit
Exons: 10
Coding region: 117-1052 (311 amino acids)
Biological process (GO): peptidyl-serine dephosphorylation; mitotic cell cycle
Cellular component (GO): cytosol
Molecular function (GO): protein serine/threonine phosphatase activity
Source: RefSeq, a predicted model, not a curated record